This is a messenger RNA of Argentina anserina (silverweed cinquefoil), 572 nucleotides long. RefSeq names its product zinc finger protein ZAT12-like. The record is from RefSeq and is a predicted model, not a curated record. Bases 27 to 512 code for a protein of 161 amino acids. Gene Ontology annotation, biological process: response to stress; response to chitin. NCBI's taxonomy places the organism in Eukaryota, Viridiplantae, Streptophyta, Magnoliopsida, Rosales, Rosaceae. The transcript has a single exon.
CAAUUUCACACCCACAUAAUAAUAAAAUGAAGAGAGCGAGAGAAGAUGAGCAGCAGCAGACUGAGGACUUGGUCAGUUGCUUGAUGCUCCUGUCCAAAAUAGAUCGGAACCAUUCCUCCUCCAUCCAAAAACCAAUCUCCUCCGGCCGCGUCUUUGCUUGCAAGACGUGUAACCGGGAAUUCUCGUCGUUCCAGGCCCUCGGAGGCCACAGGGCGAGCCACAACAAGCCGAAACUAGACGGCGGCGAGGGGGAGAUCUUACAGCUGGGGCAACCAUCGUCUCCGGCGAAGCCAAAGAAGCACGAAUGCCCGAUCUGCGGGAUGGAAUUUUCAAUAGGGCAGGCGCUUGGGGGACACAUGAGGAGACAUAGAGAUGUUAUGAUGAGUUCCGCUGCGGAGCGGAUUAGGGCGGCGGCUAUCCCGGUGUUGAAGAAAUCGAAUAGUAGUAAAAGGGUGUCUUGCUUGAAUCUGGACUUGAAUUUGGCGCCGCCUGGUUACCAUUUGAUAUCUUAAAAUGUAAUGACAUUUGUAGUUGUGAUUAUUUCUAUAGGCAUUUAAUUGAUUCGUUAAAUA